UUACGACAUUUUCGAAUAAUACCAGUAUUCUAAAAUAGAGUUCAUAGAUGUAUUCUAUCGUAACGUCACGGCUGGAGCAUAGAGUAAGAUGUUACUCUGUGACUGAAGUACAUAUGAAAUUGUGUUUGUAUAUAUGUAGAGCAAAUGUCAGCAAAAAUAAGUUUAUAGGUUAUAACAGAACUUUUUAACCUUUUGUAAAUAUCCUAUUACACGAAAUUUAUUAAGUUAUAUUCUAUUUUCGUUGCGCCGCCAAGAUGCCACGCUCCAUUAACGCUAAAGACAAAAUAGAAGAAAUGCAAAACAUAGACGAUAUCGUUUCUGACUUUGAUUGUAUCAAAGUAUCGGCUCUAAAGAAAGUUUCUCGCAUAUCGGAGAGACUGAAAGACGGGAUUUUAAUUGGUUCAAAUUCGACGGCGAUCAAAAACGAGUCAAAGAAAUCCGAGAAUAUAGAAAAUGAACAGAAUAUAUGCAAUAUCAAACCUUCGCAGAAGCCCGGUCAAAUGCAGAAUAAUAAAAUCUCUAUGCAGAGUGGCAUAACAUUCUCAAUAAAAAAAAUCUUUUUAGAAAGCGAAUAUCAGAGGAAGGAAGAAGUUUGGAAGGAGAUCGAGCGUCACUGCCAGCAUAUGAAGGAAAGCGGAGAAGCUAUAAAAGAGCAUAUGGAAAUAUCUCGCUCUCACAUGGCCAAAGAACGCGAGCGUAAAAGUAAAGAGAAUUAUGCAUAUAUAUUGGCGGAGGAAAAGAUUGUAGAGCAAGAAGAAAUACGUAAAAGACUGGAACGGCAAAUGGAACUCGAAGAAUAUAGAAAAAGAAUGAAAGAAAAAGAGGAGUUGACUAAAAAAAUAAUGACCUUUAGAAAUGCGUUUAAAACCAUGUAUUGCGACAUUAUAACUCUCUCUGAAAAUUGUAGAGACGAGAGUUCUGUUACUAACGUAUUAUCUUCUUACACUGUGAAAUUACAAGACUUGCAUAAUCAAAUGGAGUGUAUAAAUGAGAAAGUUAAGGCAGGGGAUGUAACAUCCGCCGAUUUGAAUGUUACAGAAAAAAUGGUUGAUCUAAUCGGUGAAAUAUUGUCUGCUUUUAAAUCGGAAAUAGAAAGGAUAAACUCUCAGUACGAAGCAAAUUUAGCUAAUAUGGAAAGUGCAAAGCAAUGCCACGUACAAUCCGAAGUUUUACAAACCCAAACAAUUGACAAUACUGAAAAUAAUUGUGAGGCAAUUGCUCCAGUAUUGACGAGCAUUAGCGAUAUUCAAAAUAAUGAAGACAAACACGAAGAUCAUGUGUACGAAUAUGUCGAUAAGGAAUUUUUACAAAUGUACUUGAAUAGCCAACAAUGUUUGGAGAAUUAUGCAAAGAGUUAUCAGGAACUUCUACAGUCUGCGAGUAUGAAAAAGUUUCGAUUCGAAUGUCAGAAAGCGAUAAAUAUACCUAUAAAUGCAAUCUCUAGUUUCGACGAACGGCAUCUUAGAGACAAAUACGACAGAUUACAUAAUCUUCUAAUGGGAAAAUCGUCGCCAAAUAUCAAUCAACAUCCGGAGGGGCCGGCAUUCUGCAAAGAUGUUUUGGCUAAAAAAAUAGUUAACCAAGGUGAAACGUUAGUUUCGAGCAAACCAAAAAUGGCAUUUCCAAUAGCCGCGAUAAUCGUAGCACUUUGGAACGAUCAUUCUGAUUUCGGCGAUUUGAUUCUAUCACAUUUUCAUACCUCUUGUCCGUUCACGAUUCCCGUGUUUCUGCCGAAAAUCGCAGACCAAUCGAACGAAAAUUAUUACAAGUCGUUGGGAUAUAAAUAUAACGAUGACGGCACGAUCGAGACGUAUGAGAAAUUUGUGAAAAGAAUGUCUGGUUUAAUGAGAUUAUACGCUUCAAUUACUAUCACGUCGCAAAGAAAAGGCAUUAAUAAAACUAAUCCACACGGACUUCAAAAUGCGUGGCGAUGGCUAGCCGCUGUUUUAAAUAUCGAACCGCAGAUAGACGUAACGGAUCUUUGUGCAACCCUUUUAUUGGACAUGCUGGAAGUGGCGGGGGCUGCACUGUGGACCGCGUACCCAAAUCAGUUUCAUAAAUUAUUGAUUUUAUUGUCGGAAGAAUAUUGUCCGCACAUGCAAAGUGUGGGAUGCAUCGGCGGUGGGCCGUUGGUACGGCUCAACGAAUUUUUGAAGAAUAGUUUAACGAAAGGUUUCAUACCACCCCCCGACGGUCAACUUCCUCCAAAUUUCUGGUGAUCUUGAUUUCGCUUUAGCUCUUUUUGAUUUGCAUUAGAUAUCUCUUCUUUACAAGAGGUUUUUUUGAUAACGUUUUACGUUCACGUGUUGGACGAACUAUUUUCGAACCGAUCUGUUGUAGAUUUUAAUAGUCUUUGAAGAGAAAUUGUUUCUGACUAAUUUGUAUAUACAGGAAGUACUUGAUUAUCGUACUUAUAAAAACCGCGCGAAGGACAAGAAACGUAAUGAAUUUAAAAAAAAAAAAUCGAAUAUUUUCAUCGUGUAUGUCUAUGUAUGUGUAACGUAAUAGAAAUAACCUUUAGUAGUAUGGUAUGCUUGCAACUACAGAUUUUCUAUUGUUCUUCGCGAAUGUUCGUAAUACUGUCCAUCCCAUUCGCCAUUUUGAAUUGUAUUUA
Molecule: messenger RNA, 2614 nt
Organism: Colletes gigas
Lineage: Eukaryota; Metazoa; Arthropoda; Insecta; Hymenoptera; Colletidae
Gene: Gle1
Product: nucleoporin GLE1
Exons: 8
Coding region: 255-2219 (654 amino acids)
Biological process (GO): regulation of translational termination; regulation of translational initiation; poly(A)+ mRNA export from nucleus
Cellular component (GO): nuclear pore cytoplasmic filaments; cytoplasm; nuclear pore
Molecular function (GO): phospholipid binding; inositol hexakisphosphate binding; translation initiation factor binding
Source: RefSeq, a predicted model, not a curated record